GUUCGUUGCCCACUCCAGGUUCUUCUGCUCUCCUCUCCGCUCCUCUCCUGCCGGGUCCAACGCAUUUUAGGCGGUAGUUUCUCUCCAGGUCCACCAUGGUGGCACAACUACUACUUCAGAGCGCAGCAGUGGUCCUUUGGCUGGUGCAGGCGGCACACACGGGCGGUUACGGUGCUGCGUCUGGGAGUGUCCAAUGGACAGGCACCCACAACCACACGGAAACAAACCUCAGAGUGGUGGAGGUGUAGGACGAAUGCUGAUGCCAUCAAAGGGCUACGGAGCAGCAGCUGCUGGUGGGGCCAAUGGAGGAGGGAUGAAAGGCUAUGGAGCAGCAGCUGGACAAGUUGGACGACCCCGAGGAUAUGGAAUUCCGGUCGACCCAACCAACGGACAACAAAUGAAAGGCUACGGUAACGGUGCUGCAGCUGCUGCUCAUAUUGGACUUGGAACAAAGGGCAACGGCUAUGGUGCUGUAGCUGGUGCAGCUGACGGAAAUGGGGCUAAAACCAUUGGUCAAGGAGCCAAAGCUGGCCCAUACAACGGCAAUGGGGCCGGAUCAAAUGGACAGGGGGGUCAGGUAUUGGGUGCACAACAUGGAUAUGGUGGAUACCCCACAAAGGGCCAAGGCUAUGGAGCAGCAGUUGCUGGUGGGACCAAUGGAGGAGGGAUGAAAGGCUAUGGAGCAGCAGCUGGUGUAAACAAUGGACAAGGUGGACUACCCCGAGGAUAUGGAGUUAAGUCUGGCCCAACCAACGGACACCAAAUGAAAGGCAACGGUCAAGGAGCCAAAGCUGGCCCAUUCAACGGCAAUGGAGCCGGAUCAAAUGGGCAAGUAGGUCAGGCCCUGGGUGCACAAAAUGGAUAUGGUGGAUACCCCACUAAGGGACAAGGCUAUGGAGCAGCAGCUGGUGUAAACAAUGGACAAGGUGGACUACCCCGAGGAUACGGAGUUAAGUCUGGCCCAAAAUACGGACACCAAAUGAAAGGCAACGGCUAUGGUGCUGUAGCUGGUGUGGUUGGUGGAAAUGGGGCUAAAAUCAACGAUCAAGGAGCCAAAGCUGGCCGAUACAAUGGCAACGGAGCCGGAUCGAAUGGGCAAGGAGGUCAGGCACUGGGUGCACAAAAUGGAUAUGGUGGAUACCCCACUAAGGGACAAGGCUAUGGAGCAGCAGCUGCUGGUGGGACUAAUGGAGGAGGGAUGAAAGGCUAUGGAGCAGCAGCUGGUGUAAGCAAUGGACAAGGUGGACUACCCCGAGGAUACGGAGUUAAGUCUGGCCCAACAUACGGACACCAAAUGAACGGCUAUGGUGCUGUAGCUGGUGUAGCUGAUGGAAAUGGGGCUAAAACCAACGGUCAAGGAGCCAAAGCUGGCACCUACAACAACAAUGGGGCUGGAUCAAAUGGACAGGGGGGUCAGGUAUUGGGUGCACAACAUGGAUAUGGUGGAUACCCCACAAAGAGCCAAGGCUACGGAGCAGCAGCUGCUGGUGGGACCAAUGGAGGAGGGAUGAAAGGCUAUGGAGCAGCCGCUGGUGUAAACAAUGGACAAGGUGGACUACCCCGAGAAUAUGGAGUUAAGUCUGGCCCAACCAACGGACAACAGAUGAAAGGCUACGGUAACGGUGCUGCAGCUGCUGCUCAUAUUGGACUUGGAACAAAGGGCAACGGCUAUGGUGCUGUAGCUGGUGUAGCUGAUGGAAAUGGGGCAAAAACCAUUGGUCAAGGGGCCAAAGCUGGCCCAUACAACGGCAAUGGCGCCGGAUCAAAUGGACAGGGGGGUCAGGUAUUGGGUGCACAACAUGGAUAUGGUGGAUACCCCACAAAGGGCCAAGGCUACGGAGCAGCUGCUGGUGGGACCAAUGGAGGAGGGAUGAAAGGAUAUGGAGUUAAGUCUGGCCCAACCAACGGACAACAGAUGAAAGGCUACGCAGGAGGAAGUAGACCUAUUAAAGGAUAUGGACGACCAUUUUAUGGCUCAGGUCCAGGUGUGACAACGGGAGGCUACGCAGGUAUGGGAGCACCUCAGCCAAGGAACCAAGGAUACAAUGGCGGUUACGGCAGCGCUGGUUUGGGUCUGGGAGCUCGCUUUGGAAAUGGAGGAAUGAAAGGACCAAAGCUUGGUUACAGGAAUAUUCCAAACGAAUAUGGCGCCAGACCCAACGGUGUUGGAAAUGGAGCCAUUCCCAAUGGAUAUGGAACCAGACCCAACGGUCAUGGAUUUAGAAAUGGCGCUGCACUUGGUGGAUAUGGAAAUAAACCCAACGGCUACGACAUGGUGCCGAAUGGGAACGGUGCAAAGAGCGCAGGUUGGUCCAAUGAAAAAAGCCUGAAAGGUGGACUUUUCUCCCCCGACCAGCCGAGCGAGGCCCUACGGGACGUUGUUGCGCUCCCACAAGGAAUAACUCCGGGUGCAAAGCCAGGUUCCCCCGAGCCGACGAGCGGCGUCCUUGUAAUGGUGACGCAAGACAAAUAUCAAAAGCUGCGUUCCCCUGUGACACACGGAAAAAGCUACAAACAGACACCAGAACCAGCACCAGCGACCCCUCAGGUCAAAGGCCCAAAGGCCGCACCUGAACUAGGACUCCUGGGCCCAAAGGGUAACGUCCCCAUGGCCGCCACAUCCGACACACAGCUGGAAGACCUCCUCCCUCAAGAGAACAGAGGAGCUUCUGUCUCCAAAGGGCAGGAAGCUAAACCAAACAAACCAGACUGUGGACCAUCAGGCGUACCAAAUGGACAGUGGAUGAAAAUACCACGAUCUGGUUAUAAAGCAGGAGCAUCCACUGGCACUAACAUAAAAGGUUAUGGAGCAGCAGCUGGUGUUCCAAACAGAUAUGAUGCUAAACCCAACAGUUAUGGAGGAGGAGGAGGAUACACUGCCCCUGGACACGGCAACGGAUAUGGAAACCUGGGAUAUCCUUUCGCGGGGAAACCAAAGCCGCCGGGUUACGGACAGGGGGCGCACCUCGGAGCUGGAAACGGAAACUCAUAUAAAGGCAAUGGAAAUGGCUACAGUGCUGAUGUCCAACCGGACUAUGCAAGCCUCGGCCAAGGUGCUAAUGGAAAAUCAGGCGUUGCCAGACAGAUGCCUUACAAUGGAGCUCCAGUGGAUGCUGCUGGAAUAGAUGGAAUGAGCCAGUUUGAGCCUCAGUCCGCGGGUCUGGAUCCAAAUGGGAAAUUAGGCAGCAUGUACGGUGGAAUGGGUGGCUCACCCACCGGGGGGCAGACGCUGGGAAUGGGUGCGGAGAAUUACAACACCAAGUACGGCAUCGGCGGGCUGCAGUUUGGUGAACAACCCCUCAGUACAGAGACCAAUGGCCCAGGAAAGUAUGGUUUUGGUGGGAGCCCCUAUGGGCCCGCUGGCGAUGCCACAUAUGGCGGUGUUGGUGCCGGCAUGGGAGGGGAGCCUGCGCCCCAACAGUACGGAUACGGUGGGUUCCCCGAUGGGGGGCAGCUUCUUGCCAGUAAUGGAAAUACAGCCGGCAAAUAUGGUUACGGAAGGAUGCCGUAUGAAGCACAACCGGCUCCUGAAGCCAUUUCUACGGGCCAAUAUGGUCUGCCGGGGUCAUCGUAUCAGUCUGAACUACCUGGGCAGCGCGGAAUGUUGCCAGGCAAAUACGGCGCUGGUGAAGUUCCCUACGCACCACAAACUCUUGGUUUUAUGAGUGAAGCUACACCUUUUGGGGAAUAUGAAAACCAGAGGCCAUACGAGUCGCAGGCCCUCGAAUCGGCUUCUGAAAGCAGAUCCGGUGGACAACACGAAAACAACGGCUACAUAAACGGACAAGUGCGGCCAGAAGUUGUCGAACUUCCCGCGACUCCCACACCGAGCCCCCCCCCGGCUCCCCCCUCCGUCACAUCCCAUCGGCCCGCCGACUCCUUCGGGCACACGUUGGCGGCCGAUGUCGAGGACCCACCUGAGCCCGCCGGCCUCGCCUCAGACUCCGCCCCCGCUGCGGAAACCGAAGGCGUGGCUCAGGAGUCGGAGCGGGCCGACGACCUGCAGCAGCAGCUGCAGCUGCCACGUCAGAUACACAUUCAGCAGCAUCUCAAACUGCAUUUUCACCCACAAGGCAAAAAAAAACAACAAACAUGACUUGAAUGGCUUCUUUGGGAAUAGCGGCUAUCAAGGCUGAACCCGACGACAGGCGGAGUGUUUUACCUUCGAAUGUUUCCUUUUUGUAUAUUUUUAUUUUGAUUGAGUCAGUCGCUUUUGCCUGAUGCAAAUGAAUACCGUCAAACAUAAUUCAGUUUAAUUUAUUUGCUCAUGGGAGGGAUUUCUUUUUUUACAACUUGCGACAAACGUCUGUUUAUUAUUGUACAGAAUUUGAUUAAAGAAAACCAUCAGUGAA
This is a messenger RNA of Gasterosteus aculeatus aculeatus (three-spined stickleback), 4352 nucleotides long. NCBI's taxonomy places the organism in Eukaryota, Metazoa, Chordata, Actinopteri, Perciformes, Gasterosteidae. The record is from RefSeq and is a predicted model, not a curated record.